Molecule: messenger RNA, 867 nt
Organism: Rotaria sordida
Lineage: Eukaryota; Metazoa; Rotifera; Eurotatoria; Philodinida; Philodinidae
Source: the annotation of a GenBank genome assembly
AUGAAUUAUCCAACACUUCAAACUGAAGCAAGAUUGGCAAAAUUUAAAGAUAUUAUCACUAAAUAUGAUAUUAAUUAUGAUUUUGCAUUUCGUCUUCGAGCUCUUGAAGGUUUUGAAAUAGUUAUGAUACUUGAUGAUAGUUCAUCUAUGUAUACACCAAUUAUUGAUCGAGAUCAAAAGGAUAUUUCACCAUUUAGUCAAUUACCAAGUCGUUGGGAUGAACUUAAACAUAUUGUAUCAAUUAUUGUUGAUCUUGCCUCAGUAUUAGAUCCUGAUGGUGUUGAUAUAUAUUUUCUAAAUCGUUCACCACUAUUACAUGUAACAGAUUCAUCACAAUUACAUGAAACAUUUUCUAGAUUACCAAAUGGUCCAACACCUCUUACACGUGCUCUUAGUGAAGUACUUAAUGUAAAGCGUUCACAUGUUCAUGAUCGAAAAUUAUUAAUUUUAAUUGCUACAGAUGGUUUACCAACUGAUGAUCAUGGACAAAAUGAUAUUAUUCGUUUAGAAAAAGUUUUACGUAAUGAAAGAUUUCCAUCUAUUGAUCAUAUUUAUAUAACAUUUAUUGCUUGUACAGAUGAUCUUCAAUCAGUUGAUUAUUUAAAUAAAUUCGAUAAGAAAAUUCCUUAUGUUGAUGUUUUGGAUGAUUAUCGAAGUGAACGAAGAGAAGUUUUAGCUGUACAAGGUAAACAUUUUCCAUUUUCAUAUGGUGAUUAUGUUGUGAAAAUUUUAAUGGGUUCUCUUGAUCAAUGGUUUGAUAAAUUAGAUGAAAAAAAAGUGAAAUUAACUAGUGUUGAUGGCAAACAACAACGAAGAUUUUCUCGAGAAACUCUAUCAGCACUAAAGAAUAAUUGUACAAUUUCGUAA